Messenger RNA from Panicum virgatum (switchgrass), 354 nucleotides. RefSeq lists its product as uncharacterized. The transcript is spliced from 2 exons. The record is from RefSeq and is a predicted model, not a curated record. NCBI's taxonomy places the organism in Eukaryota, Viridiplantae, Streptophyta, Magnoliopsida, Poales, Poaceae. The coding region runs from base 1 to 354 and encodes 117 amino acids.
AUGGGGCAGCAGCAAGAAUUAGCGGCCGUGCUAAAGCCGCCAGCCGCCGUGGUCUUCUCGUGGGAGCCAGUCGCGGUCACCACCAAGCCGGCUGCCGCGGAAGGCCGCAGGGACACCACCGUCAUCAUGCCGCUGGGGAGCCCGGCGAAGGAGGCGGCGGCAGGGGCACUGCCGGCGACGCGACGGCUCUCGGUGCCGCCGCCGCCGGGCUGCGCCGCGAUGAGGAGCCUGUCGUCGAGGGCCAUGCGGCCGGAGGAUGACCCGUCCCUGGCCGCGUACCUGGCGUGCACCAAUAGCCGUAGUGGCGGCAGCAGGGACGCCGCCGGUGGAACGCCGGCUGGGGGAGGCCAAUAA